This is a messenger RNA of Melopsittacus undulatus (budgerigar), 1431 nucleotides long. It is a transcript of the gene DCSTAMP, whose product is annotated as dendrocyte expressed seven transmembrane protein. Lineage: Eukaryota; Metazoa; Chordata; Aves; Psittaciformes; Psittaculidae. The coding region runs from base 1 to 1431 and encodes 476 amino acids. Gene Ontology annotation, cellular component: cell surface; endoplasmic reticulum membrane. The transcript is spliced from 3 exons. The record is from RefSeq and is a predicted model, not a curated record.
AUGCAAACAUUUGUCUCAAUAGCCCAGAAAGCAUGGGCAAUUUUUAUAUCCGAAAGGAAACCUGGCUGGAAGUACCUGAUGCAGCUUUUUGCAGUUUGCUCUGCAGUUGGCUUUGUCUCAAGCUUUCUGUUAUUCCUUGGCAUGCACUUUUCCCUGUCACACAGUCCUUUGGGCCCCUUACUGAUAGCUGGAUUUAUCUGGAUUUUGCUUUCUAUCGUGCUCUUGUGUUUCAAGCACCUGCGCUGUUUUAGUGUCCUGUUCCUUCUUUCUUGUGGACUGCGAAACGGCAGGAAUGCGCUUAUUACAGCUGGCACAGGUGUCAUGGUGGCUGGCAACAUCCAAAAUAUAUUUCACAACCUGAAGGUUCUGGCAGACAGUAUAACCUGUCAUUUAGAGUAUGAACAAUUUGCCUUGAUAAAAUAUUAUGUUGAGGCAGUAAAAUGGAUUUAUGAGAUGACCAAGCUUUCCUCUGAUCUAUCUAAACAUAUAGUGUUUCUAAGGCACGAAUUCACACCAUCUUAUUCAAUUUCAGAUGAUGCAUUAAAACAAGAGUUAAAUGACACAAAGCAAGAAAUCCAGAGAGUUGCUAACCAGAUAUCUUUUAUGCUGACUAUACUGCCCUAUAUAGGCCAGAAAGUACUGCCUAUAGUGGGGAUUUUUCUGGCUUCUUUUGGAACUGGCCUCUUUAUCAAAAAAUUUGUGGGCUCUCACAGCACCAAAUAUAAGAAUACUUACAUCACAAAAGAGUUUAUUGUAUUUGAUGAGCACCAAAAGCAACAGCAAAGACCCUGUCUUCUGCCACUUAACAAAAAAGAAAAAAAAGAUUAUGUAAUAAUCCCAUCUUUCUGCCUCACAAGGAAGGACAGAAAAAACAUGCAGUACUUUUUCUUCCCUGUAAUUAUUCAUCUUUGCAUCUGGCUUCUGUUUGCUGCAGUAGAUUAUCUGUUUUAUUGGUUAAUUGUUUCUGUGAGUAAACACCUCCAAGAAAUACCAGAUAUAGAGAUUCAGCUCAGCCUCUUUCAGCAAAGGAAUGAGAACAGCUUUAUCUUUGAUAUGAGGGAGCAUAUUGCAAAGACUGAUCCUUUCAAGAUCUCUUUGUUUAAGCACAACUGCCUCCCUCAGCCAGAGCUUGCACUCUGCACAACAUGGAUCCAGCUUGGAGUCAUCAUAUUCUUCUUAAUCAUUUUUGGGUUAUUCUCUGGCCUCCUGACCCAACUUAAAAUACUCGUGUUGACUUCAUUUUAUCCUGACACGGAGAUGAAACGGAUACAUUACUUGCAUGCAAAAUUACUGAAGAAAAGAGCAAAGCUACAAGAGAAAACUGGGAAGAAUAUGUUUGCUAAAACGGUCAACUUUUGGUUUCCAGUACUGAAGGCAAGAGAGUCAGUGAGGAAGAAAGAAAGGAGUUUGUCAAAGGACAGCAGGGUAUAG